AUGGAAAGUGUUCUGUUUCAAACAGGCAUAGUCUCUGCUUCUUUGCAGGUUAUCCUUGACAGAUUCACAAGCUUUGCUCAUAAAGAGCUUUCUCUUCUCUUUGGUUUUGACAACAACGACCUCAACAAGCUUGAAAGGACACUCUUCAAGGUUCAGUCUCUUGUUGACAAUGUUAGAGCCAUUAAUCACUCAUCUUCUUGUUCUUCUCAUAAUAAGGCCCAACACCUUUGGCUCAGGGACACUCAGAAUGCCUUGCAUGAAGCUGAGGACUUUCUAGAUGAACUUGCCUUGGAAAUCUCAAAACUUGCUUCUGCUGAUGUCAACCUUGACUUCACCAACAAGGAUCAGGUCAGGAACUUGGUCUUUUCUAAGUUUAAGUUUAGUAUUCCCUCUCAGAUGGUUAAGAUGCAGAAUAAACUAGAAGAGUUAGCUAGGGAAAUGGAUGGUUCCUUUGUAGAUGAAUUGCACAAAUUGGGUAUGCCUUGUUCUACUGUAGGCAAUUUUCAAACUAGUUCGUUAUUGGAUGAGUCGGUUGUAAUUGGAAGAGAAAGUGAUAAGAGGGAAGUUAUAAAAUUGUUGUUGGAUGAGGAAAUGGGGGGAAGGUCGAAUCUUUCAGUGAUUGCGAUUGUGGGCAUGGGGAGUGUGGGAAAAACUACUCUUGCUCAACUUGUCUACAAUAAUGUUGAUGUGGAUAGCAAUUUUGAUUUGAAAAUUUGGGUAUCUGUUUCUGUUGAGUAUAACAUAGAAAGAGUCACAAGGUCAAUUGUUGAGUGUGCUUGUAGGGAAAAGGUGAAGUUGUCUGAUUUAGAACCAAUUCAAAUGAGACUUGAAGAAAUACUCAAUGGAAAGAAGUUCUUAAUUGUAUUAGAUGGCUUCUGGGAUGAGGAUGAACAUAAUUGGGAUGUGUUGUGCUUGCCAUUGAGAGUUGCUGCUCGAGGGAGUAGAGUACUGGUGACGACACGAAGCAUGCUUGUUUCAAGAAUUGUUGCCACUGCUUCUCCUUACCAGUACCAUUUGAAGACUUUGUCUGAUGAAGAUUGUUGGGAAUUGCUUAAACAAAGAGCAUUCUCAAACAUGAGGCAUGAUACUAACAAACAAUUAGAAUUGAGGGAAACUGGCUUCAAGAUUGCACAAAAAUGUGAUGGGCUACCACUGGCAGCUAGAGUUCUUGGAAGCGCCCUACGCUUUAGAUCCGAUGAAAUGGAGUGGGAUGCUGUCCUGAAAAGCAACACAUGGGACAUUCCAGAGAAUCGAAGUCAAGUAAUUCCAGCAUUGAAGCUAAGUUAUGAUCUUUUGGAUGCUUGCUUGAAAAGGUGUUUUGCCUAUUGCUCUAUUUUUCCUGCAAGUUUUGAAUUCAAGAAGGAUGAUUUGGUCCAAUUGUGGGUGUCAGAAGGCUUUGUUCAACCAAGAGGAACAAGAAGAGCUGAAGACAUUGGCAAACAGUAUUGUGAUAUAUUAUUUCAAAGGUCCUUCUUUCAAUGUUCACACCAAGAUCUUCAAACUCAGCCGGUGUAUAAAAUGCACAAGCUCAUUCAUGACCUUGCUCAGUUUGUUUCUGAUGAAGUUUGUCUUAGAAUGGAGGAUGGCAAGUCAUUGCCAUGGGGUGAUUUGAGAUGUGUCAGACAUUCAUCUCUGGUAUGUAAAGACAUUAAGGUAGAAACUCUGAAGGCUUUCCUUAAGUGUGGUCGUCUGAGAACUUUCAUUCUGUUGUCUCAAGGUGUGUGCCAAAUGGAUCAAAUCCCUUAUGAGUUUUUUCUGAAUCUCAGAUACAUAAGGGUGCUGAAUUUGAGCUUUUCCAAUAUCAGUGAGCUGCCUAACUCAAUUGGAACUUUGAAACACCUCCGUCACCUUGAUGUCUCGGAAACUCAUGUUGAGAAGCUACCUGAAUCAGUAACAGAUUUAAAUGGGAUAGAGAUACUUAAGCUCAAUAACUGCUUCAAACUACUUCAGUUGCCCAAAAUGAUUAAAAAUCUUACCAACCUCAGGCACCUUGAAUUGGACAUAAAACGCCAAAUUAGUUCUAUGCCAAUGGAAAUUGGAAAAUUAACAAACCUUCAAACCUUAUCAGCGUUUAUUGUAGGCAAAGAGAAAGGACAAUGCAUAGAAGAGCUUAAAGACAUGAGAUUCCUUCAUGGGUCCAUAUGUAUAGUCAAUCUUGAAAAUGUGACUAAUAUGAGAGAAGCCGUCGCAGCUAAGUUAGAACAAAAGCCAUGCUUGGAAGGCUUGGAGUUGCAAUGGAAUGAGUUUAAAGAUGGCCUAGAAGAGCAACAAAUCUUAGCUGGUCUUCAACCUCAUAACAGGAUCAAAUGGUUAACUAUAACAGGUUAUGGUGGUCUUAUGUUUCCAGGUUGGUUGGGAAAUCCAACAUUUUGCAAGAUUGAGAGAAUUCUUUUGCAAAAUUGUCGUUAUUGUAAAGUCUUCCCUUCUCUUGGCCAGCUUCCAAUGCUUAAACAUCUUUAUUAGGAAGAGAUGCAUGAUUUGACACGUGUGGAUGACGAGUCCCAAGGUCCAAAUAGUUUUCCAUCUUUGCAGUCUCUUACAUUUCAUAAUCUGCAGAACUUGCAACAAUGGGAGGAUUUGAAAGCAGGGGAUAUGCCUAACCUCACUCAUCUUACAGUAGUAGAUUGUCCAAGCUUGAAUUUUCUUCCUUCGCUUCAUUAUCUUACAAGACUUGAGAGCUUAGAGAUUUCUCAGUGUCCCAAGCUUCAAUGCUUACCAGCAGAAGGUUUACCGGAUUCACUGGAAUGUCUAAUCAUCAUAGAUUGUUGUGUUCUGAAGGAAAGAUGCAGAGUUCAUGAAGGUGAAGAUUGGAACAAGAUACAGUCCAUCCCCAAAGUUGAGAUUGAUUAUGAGGAUAUAUUUUGGUGACAACAACAUUGAAGAAAAAGGUUUGAAUCAUAGUGUCAAUAAUCAGGAACAAAUAUUAUUGUUCUUCAAUAGUACUUUAGGAUAUCCAAUAUGCAGUGGAACUAAUUUAAACUAAGAUCAUUCA
Molecule: messenger RNA, 2992 nt
Organism: Arachis stenosperma
Lineage: Eukaryota; Viridiplantae; Streptophyta; Magnoliopsida; Fabales; Fabaceae
Product: putative disease resistance RPP13-like protein 1
Exons: 1
Coding region: 1-2463 (820 amino acids)
Biological process (GO): defense response to other organism
Molecular function (GO): ADP binding
Source: RefSeq, a predicted model, not a curated record